GGAUAAAGAACAAACCCAAGAAAAAUAUAAUUACUAAAGAUACAAACUGGAACAAAUGAAAGUGCCAAAGAAUAUGAAUGCUAAAACUAUGUUAGGUUUAAAAAUGGUCAAUAGUCCAAUACAGUUGUGGUCAAGAGUUUGCAUAUAUACAAUGUACUUGACAGAAAGUGUUUAAUGAGUGGCUGAUUAGCAACAGAAAACUAAUGGCUGCCAAAAAUUGGAAAAGUCUUGAAUUUGGAAUUAAACAUAGUCAGUCCAAGUGCAUGUACAUGUACACUUCUGGCCACAGCUGUUUGUCACCACGUGGAAAAACUCUACGGUAAACAAAGUGUAAAUGAAACUAAUAGAAGUUAGAAGAAUCCAACAACAAAACCAAGGCAUCUUUAUGCUUUCACUAAGAUCUGUUGAACGGAACAACCAAAUUUAAGGCUUUCUUUUCCUCCCAGGUGUUGGGUUAGCAACAAUGCUGUGGUCGGCCUGAUAUGUUCUCUGGCAGUGCCAGCUUUGGUAAGUUCACUUUACCACUUACGUUCUGCUGUCUGGAAGGAAAGAAGGCUCAACAAAAUACUCACAAUUCGCCACUGACACCACACAUCGAUACUUGGUGGCAUAACCUGAAUGCCCACACCAUGCAGUAAGGCGCGAUUGCGAUUUUCAAGUGCGCACUCUGUACAAGUUUGUUUUGUUUUCACAAACUGUAACUUAUCAUGAUAUUACCACAAAAAUUGUUUACACUUUGAAUGAUUCUGCAGCCAAGUACUCCACAGAUAAUGUCAAACAUUGCAUGGUAUAUUUCUCGCAGUUGACAAUCUUGUACAAUGUCAGUGCUUAAAAUGUGGACAAACAAAAUAUUUUAACAUGAAAUGCACCUUUUACAAAUGAGUCUCAACAGGUUGCCUUACAAAUUGCAGAAUGACUACAUCAAAUUACAAUUUUAAUUCAGGAGUAUAUGCAGUGAGUAGAACAAAAAAUUACAUUGAUCCACAAUAUUAUGUGCCUCAAACUCUGCAGUUUGAAAAUCUGACCUUUUUGUCUAGCAAAAAGAUUACUUCGGCUCGUAUCAUCUUCUACUCAGAUCAAUGUUCUGGUUCUGGUUUACGUCUCGGGAAAGAAUGUCCCAAUCGGCACAGUGAUGCAGAGUGGCACCGACGAUGACCAGACUACCAGGCAGAGAGCAGUUGAUGGAUUGAGAUCCAACAUACUGGUCCUGGUGCUGCUCUGUGUCUGCUGGGGUUUUGGCAUCGCUGCCUUCCAGCUGCAAGACGACUUCCUGCAGCAGGCCUUUGCCAUCUCGGCUCUUCUCCUGGGCUUGUGCUUCUUCAUGAUGUAUCUGGUGCUCAGUCAUGAUGUUAGGAGAGCUAUUCUGCAUGGUCGGAAGAGCCGCCGACGGAGAAGCAGAACCAGGAUGAACCUUCGAAAGAGGAAAUCCAGUGAUUCACUGACAAGCUCAACGAAUCCUGAGCCGAUGGACGCAAGACAACUGCCACCAAGCAGGAACGAGCAGUCGAUGGGCUCAACUUCAACGGCUCUGUCGCAGCACAACACCCACUCCGUCACAACCAACUGCACCGACCUUGCCAAUGACCCCAUACACGAAGAGGCUUAUGGACCCUACAGGAGGGGCUUCCAAGACAUGCCAACGGAUCCUGGGAACAUUGGCUAUGACCAGCGGAUGAUACCAUGGAGCAACCUUGGGCUGGCCAGGCCGGGUCCUGAGCGUUUUGGUGACAGGUCUCCCCAGAAGGUGAAAGGCGGUGACCAGUCCCUAGACGUGGUGAGAAGGGGAAGGAGAGAAUCCUCACCGCUGAAGAGGAGUGGGAACAUUGUCCUUAAUCACAGGAUUAUCAGGGACUCGGAAGAAAGCAGGUCCACAGAGGAAGAUUCUCAAGAGAAACGACGGAAGAAACGCCACGUCUCAACCGUCAGUGGGAGCAGUCCCAGUGUAGACAUGACAUGCAUGCCAUUCAUGAUGGACUGGAGGGAUUACAGGGGCUCCAGGGUGCAUCCCAUGCCACUGGAUGAGAUCCCCUACUCCAUGAAUUAUAGCCAGGACAUGUACCAACCUCAGUACAUUCACCCCAGGAUGGCUGGCUUCUUCGCCCAACCUCACCGUGCCCUGCCAGGCCCCGCCCCCUCAAUAGGGAGGGGGCCUAUUUCUAUUCCAGAAACAAGAGACUUGAGAAGGGACCUAGGUGGCUUCGAAAGAAGUGAUGGUUACUAUGGCAGUGAGAAGAGAAGUCUCCGGGAUGGCUUCUAUGAGGUACAGCAUCAAGCUCUGGAUAGGUCAAGGGCUGGGUUUGGAGGUCAGAGUUCACGUAGCAGUUACCACAGAAGAGAUGGUAGCCGUGGAAACUGGGCAAGUGAAGUAAAUGAGAGCAAUCCCGGUCCAUCUGGAUAUAGUCCACGAGGCGAUAGCAUUGAUUCGCAGCACAGCAACAGGAGCUCCGAGGGUGAUGACUACAAGGACGAUGCCACCAAGGAGAGGCAUUCUGGGAGAAAGGGCAAAGGUCAGAGGUCGAGCAGGAGCAGGAGCAGAAGCCAUGGAGGAAAGAAGCACAGACAAAAAAGCAAAACGAAGGAGACUUAAAGCAGCAGUCUCAGGAGACUGGGGAUCCAAGUGAACAUGCUGAAUGGAAGAACACCAGAACACCCACCGUGGCUGAUAUGAAAUUGUACUGACAAUUUGAAUAACAUGAAGACUUCUGCGAAGUGAAAGUGCUAUUUUAAAAACAUUUCUAACUGGAAAGUAAGCAGACACACAGACUAAAGUGUUUUGAGGAGUAAUGCAACGUUGCUUAAUGCCCCGUGCCUUUCCUCUAAUUCAGACUACCAAUGACUGCUGCAUUACCAAGCACACAGUUAUGGUGUGUGCGCAUGUACAUGUAACUAUGUGAAGAUGGUAGACAAAAAUGGCUAAAAUGAAUAAGCAAUAAGGACUGAUUACAAAUGCAACUUGAAUACUAUUAAAUAAAGGAGACAAGUACCUAUACGUGUACAUGUAUGAUUGUAAAUGCAUGCAGAAGAGAAGUCUUAUCCUUCCACUUUGUCAAAUGUUUUGCUGUAAAUAUACAGUUUUUUAUUGUUUUGCUUCAUGCUUAAAGUCAUUUGACAUUCUCCUGUUGUUAAAGGUAAAAAUCAUGAAUAGUGGAUUGAAAAAGGCUGAUUUAAAUCAGCAAGUGGAUUAGAAAAGGCUGGGCACUAUUCAAGACGGCUGGGCACUAUUCAAGACGGCUGGGCACUAUUCAAGACGGCUGGGCACUAUUCAAGAAGGCUGGGCACUAUUCAAGAAGGCUGGGCACUAUUCAAGAAGGCUGG
Acanthaster planci (crown-of-thorns starfish) is the source of this 3315-nucleotide messenger RNA. RefSeq lists its product as uncharacterized. The record is from RefSeq and is a predicted model, not a curated record. Gene Ontology annotation, cellular component: plasma membrane. Gene Ontology annotation, biological process: adenylate cyclase-activating G protein-coupled receptor signaling pathway; cell surface receptor signaling pathway. Lineage: Eukaryota; Metazoa; Echinodermata; Asteroidea; Valvatida; Acanthasteridae. Gene Ontology annotation, molecular function: G protein-coupled receptor activity.